Angiostrongylus costaricensis is the source of this 255-nucleotide messenger RNA. The record is from the annotation of a GenBank genome assembly. NCBI's taxonomy places the organism in Eukaryota, Metazoa, Nematoda, Chromadorea, Rhabditida, Metastrongylidae.
AUGUUACGUUCUGGAAAUGUUGCUGAACCAGAUGAAUGCCAUUCCUCGUACAAAUUAACUGGAAGCAUGGAAUUUUAUGACUCCUACGAAUCUCUGACAGAGACGCGUAGUGAGCACCACGAUGAAGAGAAAGAAAUGGUUGCAAGCCAACUAGGACCAAAAGUUCUCGACGUUAUACGACCUGAGCUGUUGAGAGAGAAAGCACAGUACAACAAUAAUCCGAAGAACGUAAUAAAUGUUGGAUACAACAUUUAA